AUGAAUACACGUUCUGCAGAGAAUCCUGUAGUGCUUCCUCUAGAAGUCCAUCUUUCAAAUCUGCAGAAAGCAAAAAAACCCUUUGUGCCCACAAAUGCCUUUUCAAAAGCAUUGGCUUCAAAACUGAAAAUCUUUGGGACUAUUCAGAUUCUGUUUGGACUGAUGGACUUCUCUUUUGGGAUGAUACUGUUAUUCACCUUUGUAAAACCAUACCCACGGUUUCCUCUGAUAUUCAUUUCAGGUUAUCCAUUCUGGAGCUCUGUUUUGUUCAUAAAUUCUGGAGCCAUUCUAAUUGCAUUGAAAAGGGAAACCACAAAAAUAUUGACGAAACUGAGCCAAGUGAUGAAUUUUCUUAGUGCCGUGGGAGCAGCAAUUGGGAUUGUUUUUCUCUCAAUGGGUUUCCUUCUAGAUCAGAACUACCUUUGUGGCUUUUCUAAUGAACCUCCACAGUGCCAUGCUGUUACCACCUUAUUUACUGGAAUAAUGGUCAUACUGUCGAUCUUCGCCGUCACUGAAUUUUUAAUUGCUCUGUGUUUCUCAUUCUUGACAUGUCAGUGA
Molecule: messenger RNA, 558 nt
Organism: Elephantulus edwardii (Cape elephant shrew)
Lineage: Eukaryota; Metazoa; Chordata; Mammalia; Macroscelidea; Macroscelididae
Gene: MS4A5
Product: membrane-spanning 4-domains, subfamily A, member 5
Exons: 5
Coding region: 1-558 (185 amino acids)
Biological process (GO): cell surface receptor signaling pathway
Cellular component (GO): plasma membrane
Source: RefSeq, a predicted model, not a curated record